AUGGCUUCCUGGCUCCAGAUCCCCAAGAACUCGCCGUUUUCGUUGGCAAAUAUCCCAUUCGGCAUCAUCUCAGCCCAGUCCGCUUCACGCGUGCCUGCUAUCGCUAUCGGUGACUAUGCGUUGAACCUGAAUACGUUCGCCUCUUCUGGAGGCUUCUCCCAAUUGCCUUCCAUCCAAGAAAAUCUCAGUGUUUUCAACCAGUCCACUCUCAAUGCAUUCGCUGCUCUUGGUCGGCCCGUGCAUCGCCAGGUUCGCGAGUACUUACAGAACGUCUUCCGUGCCGACACCCAGUACCCCCAGGUUCUGAAGGAUAAUGCGGCGUUGCAGAAAUCUGCCUUGGUGCCACUGUCGCAAGUAACCAACCAUGUUCCUAUGCAGAUCGGCGACUACACUGACUUCUACGCCGGUCUGAACCACGCCUACAACGUUGGAGUGCUGUUCCGCGGGCCGGAGAAUGCGCUGCAGCCCAACUAUCGACACCUCCCGGUGGCCUACCACGGCCGUGCUUCCUCAGUUGUGGCAUCUGGAACGCCUUUGCACCGCCCGAACGGUCAGAUCCUGGCGAAUCCGGCCGCAGACCCCAAGGUGCCGACCUUUUCUCCUUGCAAGCGACUGGAUAUCGAGUUGGAACUGGCGGCCUUCAUCAGCACCCCUAAUGAUCUUGGCAAGCCCGUCCCCAUUGACCAGGCUGAGGACCACAUCUUUGGCUUGGUGCUCAUGAAUGACUGGUCCGCACGCGAUAUCCAGGCCUGGGAGUAUAUCCCCUUAGGUCCCUUCAACGCCAAGAACUUCGGCACCACUAUCACUCCAUGGGUUGUGUUGAUUGAUGCUCUCGAGCCUUUCCGUGCUGCAGGCCUAGAGCCCGGGAACCGUGACGGCCUCCUUCCUUAUUUGCGCGAGAAGCGUGCCGAGAACGCUUAUGAGAUUCCUCUCGAGGUUGAGAUCACCAACAAGGGUGGCCAGCCGACCGUGAUUUCCAACAGCAACGCUCGCAACCUGCUUUACUCAUUCCCUCAGAUGGUCGCACACCACACCAUUACUGGUUGCAACCUGAAUACCGGUGAUUUGCUCGGCUCCGGCACCAUCUCCGGCACUGAGCCCAAGACCCAGGGCAGUCUCUUGGAGCAGACUAAUGGAAAGACCCCGCUCAAGCUUGCUGAUGGCUCUGAGCGUCUGUUCCUCGAGGAUGGUGACACUAUCAUCCUGCGCGGUAAGGCUGGUACUGAAGGCAAUUAUGUUGGGUUCGGCGACUGCACCGGUACCAUCCUGCCUGCUAUCCAGUUUUAG
Messenger RNA from Penicillium macrosclerotiorum, 1287 nucleotides. RefSeq names its product fumarylacetoacetate hydrolase FahA (gene fahA). NCBI's taxonomy places the organism in Eukaryota, Fungi, Ascomycota, Eurotiomycetes, Eurotiales, Aspergillaceae. Gene Ontology annotation, biological process: L-phenylalanine catabolic process; homogentisate catabolic process; L-tyrosine catabolic process. The transcript has a single exon. The record is from RefSeq and is a predicted model, not a curated record. Gene Ontology annotation, molecular function: fumarylacetoacetase activity. Bases 1 to 1287 code for a protein of 428 amino acids.